Messenger RNA from Gambusia affinis (western mosquitofish), 4134 nucleotides. RefSeq names its product KN motif and ankyrin repeat domain-containing protein 1-like. The record is from RefSeq and is a predicted model, not a curated record. The coding region runs from base 1 to 3744 and encodes 1247 amino acids. Gene Ontology annotation, biological process: negative regulation of actin filament polymerization. The transcript has 11 exons. Gene Ontology annotation, cellular component: cytoplasm; cytoskeleton. Gene Ontology annotation, molecular function: protein binding. NCBI's taxonomy places the organism in Eukaryota, Metazoa, Chordata, Actinopteri, Cyprinodontiformes, Poeciliidae.
AUGUCGCUGUUCAUCGUGGAACGCAACUUUUCUACAGGUCAAAAGAGCGAAGACUGUAUUCCUGAAUACCAGGGAACUGAAUCCCAUUAUCUGUUGGACUUGGGUGGCAUCCAAAACAUUAUCACUAUGAAGCGCCUAAGCCUUAAAAGAAGGCCCAGAGGGGUUCUCAAUGAUGUGGAAAAAACACAGAGUGGUGUUUCAAGUGGCCCGGUGCAUUCUGCCGAGUCCCUGUCAUUGCCUGGCAAUGAUGACACGAGAUUACUGGGCAUGUCUUCUUCGGCCAAAGGUCGACCUCCGCUACCUCCGCCACAUAGUUCCUUACUGGAUGACAGACGUUCCAAGGGUGAAGGUCCAGGCAACUCUCAGAGACAUGCAGAACCAAAACCUCAACAAACUGAGAGAAACGCAGUUUCACAAAGACCAAGCCCUGGCAUAGAACAGACAGUCUUGGAGACUCAUAAACACAUAAGCCAACCUCCCCCUCAACCUCUUCCCCGUCGCCGACUAGCUAGUUUUGGAGGCAUAAGCCCUUCUGGGUCACACUCACCCUUCACAGGCCUGGGUGCAUAUAAUCAGAACAACAAUGGCAACAAGCCUGAUGAUGACAUGAGUGCCCACCUUACCUCAUCCCUCGGAAGUAGAGGCAGCACCGGGUGCCUGAAGUUGAGCCCACAGAGUUCUGGCAGAAAUACUCCAGUUACAAGCCUUGGGUCUAUGCACCUACAACAUGUCCGUGAUCAGAUGGUGGUAGCUCUAAAAAAGCUAAAGGAGUUGGAGGAGCAGGUGAAAAUCAUUCCUAUUCUUCAAGUCAAAAUAUCUGUUCUCCAGGAAGAAAAGAGGCAGCUGGUCUCUCAGCUCAGUGACAGCAAGAGUAUAAACGACACGAGCUGGAAAACAUGUCUUGGAGAAGAUGGGAUUGACUUUGAGAAUAAACGGCACACUGAAGCAGAGUCCAAAGGCACCAAUGAAAAUGUUUAUACUGACUUUAGAGAGUUCAGGGAACUCACUGAAGAGAUGCAGGCAUUGGAAAGAACCAUCAAAGGAGGACAUAUGAUUUCAUGGCAAGAAAAAGGGCAUAGUCUAUUGCACAAAAAUACUACUAACUCUAUUGGCAUUAAAAUUGACAUUGAUACGAAAAUGACUUCAUCUAAAACCAAUGAAGAAAACAAGUCUGUGCACACAGACCGAGUAGAAACCAGAUCCAUUGCAACAGAAGUGACUGAAGUCAGUCUUGGAAUUCACACAAAACAUGAAGCAGAGCUUGAAGCCCAGCAACUACUAAAUGCUGCCUUAAAGGAGAGGAUUUCCCAGUUAGAAACCGAGUUAGAAGAAUCAGCUCUUCAGACAGAGUUGACCCGUCUAAAACUGGAACUUCAGGCAGCAGGAGCCAGGAACCGUGUUGACAAGACCUGCUUUGCUAAGCCACACACUGCAAGUGUAGGCACAGCAACAAGUCCGUUCACUCAAAGUCAGGGAGUUGGUAAUCACAAAGAGUUUCAAGAUGCCAGCACUGGUGAAGCAACAGAAACAAAAACUGUGGGGGUGUCUUGCAAGCCUAAAAUGACGGAUAUUUGUACAGGCCUAGAUGUGCCCAUGAGCCACUGGGAGAUUAGGGAGAGAGUGGAGACCAGUGAAAAAGCUGUUGGGAUACAAGUUUUCACAAGCACAGUGGGAGUUGGGACAGAUAUAAAGCUAUCUGAUGCUGAAAGCAACACAGAGUUACCACUAGAAAAGCUAGUGUGUCAGAAAAAAAAAGAGAAGUGUCAUUCUGUUGCUUGUGGGGCCUACUCUGUUGACUUGACUAUUUGCGAGUCAAAGGAAAUGAUUUCCCAAGGUAUUACCACAGAUUCAAUCACAACAGUCGAUCAGGGAAUACUGGCAUUGCCCCAAAUGGCUUCCCAGCGUACCAAUACAGUAUCCAGUUCAGUGUCUCGCUUCACCAACACCAGUCAAACCUUCAGCAAUGACUCCAGCACUAACACACUCCUCAGCAAGCAUGACAAGCACACCAACACCAGCCACACGUUCACUCGGACCAUAUCAGUUGGCAGUGGGGUUGGAGGGAUUAUUUGCACAACGGAAACCCGCACAGUUGGUGUAAAUACAGCAAAUUCAGAGUGUUAUUCAAAACUACCACCAGACACAGUGAACAAGGCAACCCGAGAUUGUGGUGUUGGGUUAACAAACAUUUAUGAGAAUUUCCUUGUGGGACUAAAAACACGCAACAUGGCCUCCGGACCAUCUCACAUUCCUGACCCUAUCAGGACAAGGAGCAUAGGUGUAGGCGAAGGUAGGAUACGGGAUUUUUCUAUGUCAUCUUGCGCACCUAAGCCAAAGUUCCAGCAGCCUUCCCAAUUUCAAUGGGAUCACGAACUGAACCAUUACAUAGAGAAGAUGCACAGGCUCUUCAAGGAGCACGGAGACCUUCUCACAGGGGACCAAAGUGACCAUUACCCCAGCUCCAAACCACUGAGCAAUAUCAAAAGUAUGGCAGAAGGAGAGGCAGUUAUACAUCGAUUCACCUCUCAUCCAACAGAUUUGCUUUCCCCAUCUCAGCCUUUAAAUGUCGCCAAAGAACACUCAGACGUCUCCCAACAAGACGGUAAUGAAUCAGAGGUGAAGAAAAUGAUAAAAAUGUUGGAGCAACAAGCAGCCUCCACAGUUCAAGACAGGUCAGCUAAUGCCUCUAAGCCGUGGUCUGCCAUGAAGAAACAGGGUGCGGACCAGUGCCACAGGAACAGGAAAAGCAUGAAAUUUAUGAAGGUGUCUGCAGGAUUGGAGCCGACAUCCGCUUUCGAGCACGAGGAAAGAGAAGGAAGAGGAAGCGACACCUUUGGAAAGGUUUCCCGAGAUGGAUGGCAAGCAAAAAAAGGAAAAGAUGGCUCCAACAAAGGAUCAAAAGGCAGUUUGAAAUCAUCUAGACAACACAGAUGCAAUCUAAGUGAAAGGAUGUUUUCUGCGUGCCAAGAUUUAAAGAUGCACCUGAGCGAGAAUCUGGCCAUGUCCAGCAGAGAAUUGCAGGAUUGCCUAUGCUCGCUCCAGCAAGAGUGGUUCUCCGUUUCCAGCCAGAAGUCGGCCGCUCCUGACACAGUAGAGGAGUACUUGUCUGCGUUCCGGAGGAUUUCACCCUCAGUGUUGCAACACGUAGUCAACAUGGCUGAUGGCAAUGGAAACACAGCGCUACACUACAGCGUGUCUCACUCCAACUUUGGUGUUGUCAAGAAAUUGCUUGAUGCAGAGGUGUGCAACGUGAAUCAGCAGAACGCAGCGGGUUACACUCCCGUGAUGCUGGCUGCUCUCGCCGCCGUGGAGCAUCCUGGCGACAUGAGGGUGGUUGAGCAGCUCUUCUCCAAGGGCGACGUCAACGCCAAGGCCAUCCAGGCUGGUCAGACGGCUCUCAUGCUGGCUGUGAGCCACGGCAGGCUGGACAUGGUUCGGGCUCUCCUGGCGCAGGGGGCAGAGGUCAACGUCCAGGACGACGAGGGCUCCACGGCGCUGAUGUGCGCCAGCGAGCACGGCCACGCCGACAUCGUCAAACUGCUGCUGGCGCAGCCCGACUGCGAUGCCACCCUGACUGACAGCGAUGACAGCUCGGCCCUGUCCGUUGCUUUGGAAGCUGGUCACAACGACAUUGCCGUCCUGCUUUACGCCCAUGCCAACUUCUCCCGAUGCACAGCGGGAGCAGCUCGACACAGCGGCAGGUUUCCCUCGUCCUCAGGGGGAUGGAGCAUCUUCGAAACCUGAAGGGAUUUUCAUCAUUUUUACUCUUGAAGCCCUAGCAACAAACCGACAGUGUUAUGUUUUGUUUUUUUCAUCUAUUGGCACGUUGAUAUAUAUAUUUUUUGACUGUGCAUAUUUGCACUACAUAUUCACAUGGCAACGUAGUUAACAAUUUGUCAAUAGAUUAGAUCAGUUUCAAUCAAUACAAUUAAGUAUUUGUAUUUUCAUUUUAGAAAAUAUUUACUUUAAUAUAAUGCAACUUUUAUCUGACGGCAUGAAAUUAUUUAAAGCAUUUAUCAUAUACUAACAUUAGCAUCUUUUCCCAUUCUCAUAUUAUUUAAACAUGAUACCAGAACCACAUGAUUAUAAGUUAUUAAGUGUUUGUUGUUUAAAAUGUAAUUUUGUGUUUCGUUU